UGUCUCUCUCACACACACACACACACACACACACACACACAGAGACAGACAGAGAGCAGAGACUCCGAAGUCUAGAGAAGAAACACCCAAAUGAUCUAACCUUUGAGAUGAGGAUUUAUGCCGUUUAAAUAUAAAGAGGCUCUCAUGGAUCUCAGUGAAGAGGAGUCUGCACCCCUGGUGAUCAGAGACCGGGGAGGCAGCCAGAGGUCCAGUUCUAGCACUGCUCCCAGUCUACAAGUGCACCUCUACUUCUUCCCAGCCACAAAAGACCAAACGACAAUUCACAUUUCAUCCGGCCAAAUCUCUGCUGAAAGUGUCUGCAUCCAAGCAGGCAAAAAAUGUGGAAUCUUACCGGUGUAUCAAAGCCUUUUUGGGUUGGCAUCAGCUGAUCUCUCAUUUUGGUAUCCUCCAUCACACAUGUUCAGCAUAGAAGAAAACGUACAAGUCAACUUUAGAGUCAGGUUUUCCUUUGGAAAUUGGUUUGGACAAGGAGCAAGAUCAUCAUACCGCUACAGUCUGACCAGAGACAGAGUCAGUCCAGUGCUGGACUGCAGUGUCAUCGAUUACCUCUUUGCUCAGUUGCGAAGUGACUUCAUUGCUAGUGAGGCAGGAGUCUCUCCACCUUUGAGUGCUCAGGAGAAAUGCCUUGGCCUUGCGGUGCUGGACUUGUGGAGGAUGGCUGAAGAGCGCCAUCAGAGUGUUAAAGAUCUCUGCAAGACUGUCAGCUACAAAUCAUGCCUCCCUAAGCUGCAUCGCCAGGACAUCCAGAAACGAAACCGCCUUGAUCGAUAUCGAAUCCGAAACACCUUGAAGCAUUACUUAAGGAAGAUUGGCAGCUGCUCAGUCGAUGAGUGCAGCUUGAAGCUCAAGUACCUGAUCGAACUGGCUGGCAUCGAGCAUUCUUUGGGAAGCGAAAUCUUCCAAGUUAAUCCUUCGUCCUCCCAGUCAAAGCCGAAUUUCUCUCUUGUGCGGGUCACAGGGGAAACUGGAAUUCAGAUCAGUGACAGUAGUCAUCUGGACUCUGCUGAGUGGCAGACCUUCUGUGAUUUCAAAGAAAUCAUCGACGUUAGUGUAACAAGGUUAAGCCAGGAUCAAGUCCCCCAAGACAAGAGCAUGGUGAUCAUAACUCGCAAAGAUGACAGAUGUUUGGAAGCCAUAUUUCAGUGUCUCAAGGAAGCACUUUCAUUUGUUUCACUUGUUGAUGGCUACUUCAGACUGACCACAGACUCCAGCCACUACUUCUGUCAGGACAUUGCUCCUCCAAGUAUUCUAGAGAGGCUCAAAAACCACUGUCAUGGCCCAAUCACAUCAGAGUUUGCAGUCAAUAAGAUGAAAAAGUCAGGAGCUAAAGGUGGUUUGUUCCUUCUUCGGCAGAGUCCCAAGAACUACAACAACUUCUUCAUGACUGUUUGUGUUCAGACUCCACUUGGACUUGACUACAAAGACUGUCUUAUCAUUGAGAAUGAGCACUACAGUCUCCCUGGUGUUCAGAAAAACUUUUCCAGCUUGAAAGAGCUCACCGGCUAUUACCAACACAACAUGCUGCUAUUGGCUGACGUACCUGUCAAACUGAGCCACUGCUGUCCACCUCGACCCAAAGAGCUCACAAAUCUGAUCAUCAUACGGAGCAGCAGCUCUGUGGAGGCUCAAGGAUCUCCAACUCUGGAGAGAAACAAAUUCAGUCAUAUCCAGUUCCAGAUGAUAAAAUAUGAAGACUUGAAAUGGGAAGAGAGCCUUGGACAGGGAUCCUUCACUCGGAUUUACAAGGGCUACAAAACUGACAUCCGAGAUGGGGAGAAACAUGUGACAGAUGUUUUCCUCAAAGAGCUCAAUGCCGUUCACAAAAACUGCUGGGAAUCAUUCUUUGAGGCUGCCAGCUUAAUGAGCCAGAUUUCACACAAACACCUCCUCCUUGUAUAUGGUGUUAGUGUUUAUGGAGCAAAAAACAUCAUGGUACAGGAGUUUGUCGAGCACGGGGCUCUUGACCUCUACUUGAAGAGAGGGAGAUCUGUGUCAGUGAGCUGGAAACUUGACGUAGCAAAACAACUGGCGUCUGUCCUCAACUUUCUGGAAGAAAAGAACAUCGUUCAUGGAAACAUCUGUGCAAAAAAUCUGCUGCUGGCCAGAGAAGGUGACCCAGCACAAGGAAGCCCUCCUUUCAUCAAGCUAAGUGACCCAGGCAUCAGCAUGACCAUGCUGGGCAGAAAUGUGAUCCUGGACAGAAUCCCCUGGGUGGCCCCUGAGGUGCUGGAGGCUCCAAACAACCUGACUCUGGAGAGUGAUAAGUGGAGCUUUGGCACCACUGUGUGGGAAAUCUUCAACAGUGGGAACAACCACCUGCAGGGCUGGGACUUGAAUCUGAAGCUUCAGUUUUAUGAGAACCUCCAGCAGCUGCCUCCCUCCCAGUGGACAGAGCUCGCUGAGUUGAUCGCUCAAUGUAUGGACUACCAGGCGGCCUUCAGGCCUUCCUGUCGCAGUAUUAUCCGUCAGCUCAACAGCCUGAUCACCUCAGACUACGUGAUCCUACACGCCUCGGAGCCCGUCACACAGAGUCCUGUGUGGAAAGCACUCAGUCCAAAUCAACAUGACCAGACAUUGUUUGAAGAGAGACACCUACGCUUCAUCUCCAAUCUGGGAAAAGGAAACUUUGGCAUCGUUGAACUUUGCCGUUAUGACCCGCUGGGUGAUAACACAGGCGAGUUUGUGGCCGUGAAGAAACUGCAGCCCAACAAACAGUCGACGUUGGAGGACUUCAAGAAAGAGGUCAACACCCUCAGUGUUUUUCACUGCGACUACAUAGUCAAAUACAGAGGGAUCUGCUACAGCACGGGUCGGCUGAGCAUGAGUCUGGUGAUGGAGUACCUGCCCUGUGGCAGCCUCAUUCACUACUUGGAGAAUAACCGACACAAUGUCAAUACCAGGCGGAUGCUGCUUUUUGCUUCUCAGAUCUGUAAGGGAAUGGAGUGUCUGCAAAGCCUGCGCUAUGUGCACCGAGACCUGGCAGCCAGAAAUAUUCUUGUGGCCAGUGAGUCGCUGGUGAAAAUCGCAGAUUUCGGGCUGAGCAAGAUUAUUCCUUUCGACAAGGAGUACUACCGUGUCACGCAGCCUGGAGAGAGCCCCAUUUUCUGGUACGCUCCAGAGGCCAUCAAUGACUUAAAAUUCUCCCACAAGUCAGAUGUCUGGAGUUUUGGAGUCGUUCUCCAUGAGAUUUUCAACUACUGUGACAUGAACUCCAACCCAAAAAAACUGUGUAUGCAGGAGAUUGGAUACAACGUGCAGGGUCCAUCCAUUUCAAUGCAUCUGGCAAAUAUUCUGAAGAACAACUGGAGGCUGCCGGCUCCGCCAAACUGUCCAACCAAGGUGUACAGUCUGAUGAUGGAGUGCUGGGCGUACGACUUUGCUGAGCGUCCCUGUUUCUCCAGCCUGGGAAACCAUAUUGAAACCAUCAUGCAAGACGAAAGAGAGAAUCCUAAAGGCUGACACGGCGUCUUGCUGCACACCUCAGCUGAGCAUGUGUUUCAGAGCAUCAUGAAAAAAUACAAUAUCCUUAAACUUACUUCACUCUGGUAUCACACUCACAGCAGAGGAAAACACAGAAUAUAGACAUGUACAUACUAGUAAUAGAAUUUCUGCAAUGUUGGGUACAAGUCUCUUAAGCCUUCUUCCAAAAACGAUCAGGUAAAGCUCACUUUGUGCCUUGUGACCGGCCUGAGAUUGUAAACUGAGGAUAGUGCACA
Messenger RNA from Labrus mixtus (cuckoo wrasse), 3737 nucleotides. It is a transcript of the gene jak3, whose product is annotated as Janus kinase 3 (a protein tyrosine kinase, leukocyte). Lineage: Eukaryota; Metazoa; Chordata; Actinopteri; Labriformes; Labridae. The record is from RefSeq and is a predicted model, not a curated record. Gene Ontology annotation, cellular component: cytoskeleton; membrane; cytosol. Gene Ontology annotation, molecular function: cytokine receptor binding; non-membrane spanning protein tyrosine kinase activity; ATP binding. Bases 118 to 3480 code for a protein of 1120 amino acids. The transcript is spliced from 24 exons. Gene Ontology annotation, biological process: cytokine-mediated signaling pathway; cell differentiation; hemopoiesis.